Talaromyces atroroseus is the source of this 2031-nucleotide messenger RNA. RefSeq lists its product as hypothetical. Gene Ontology annotation, biological process: carbohydrate metabolic process. Gene Ontology annotation, molecular function: hydrolase activity, hydrolyzing O-glycosyl compounds. The coding region runs from base 1 to 2031 and encodes 676 amino acids. The record is from RefSeq and is a predicted model, not a curated record. The transcript has 3 exons. NCBI's taxonomy places the organism in Eukaryota, Fungi, Ascomycota, Eurotiomycetes, Eurotiales, Trichocomaceae.
AUGACUUCCAAAUACAACGCUAUUGAAGACUAUGGCAUCAUUGGGGACAUGCACACGGCCGCUCUGGUGAGCAAGGAUGGAAGUAUGGACUUCCUGUGCUGGCCUGUGUUUGAUUCUCCAUCAGUCUUCUGCAGACUGCUCGACAAGGACAAGGGUGGCCAUUUCAGCAUCAAUACAUUAACCCAGGAUGGAUUACCCCUAAGCAAGCAGAGAUAUCUGCCCUACACCAACAUCCUGGAGACCCGCUGGAUCCACGAGCAAGGAGUCAUCAACCUGGCCGACUUCUUCCCUGUUUCCAAUCACAAGUCUCCUCAAUCUGACAGACACCUGUCUGGUUACUGUGCUUGCACCGAGCCAGGCGGCAACCGCUGGAAGACCGGUGCCAAACACUCAGGGAUCUUGCGUCGUCUGGAAUGUGGUCGAGGCACUAUGAAUGUCAAGGUGGAGCUCUUUCCUGCCUUCAAUUACGCCCAGGACGGCCAUAGCGUUCGUUGCAAUUUGAGCUCGUCAGAAACAGUCCCACAACUACAGACUAUAUACUUUGAAUCACCCAAAGAACGCCUACAGUUGGACAUCUGGGCCGAUAACAAAAAGGAAGGACAGGGUCUGCCGAAAGGCCGCUAUCGCCUCGAAAACAGGCCUGGACAUCUCGGGCAGGGCCUUGUCGCCGACAUCGAGAUCUCAGAAGGACAGUCCAUGAUCUUUGUUCUUCAUAGUCCCGAGAAAGCCCUCCCGGGGCCUACUCAGCUUUCCUCUUACCUCUCGCGACUCGAGUCGGAAACCUUCCAGUUCUGGACAGACUGGAGCCACAAGUGCACCUUCCGUGGCCAUUAUCGAGAGACCGUAGAGAGAAGUCUGCUCAUUCUCAAGUUAUUAACAUACAAGCCCACGGGAGCGGUCAUUGCCGCGCCGACAUUUUCGUUGCCUGAAAAUAUCGGCGGCUCCCGUAAUUGGGAUUACAGGUAUUCCUGGGUGCGAGAUACCUCCUUCACUCUGUAUGCAUUCCUCAAGAAUGGCUACGACGAAGAAGCCGAGGCAUACAUCUCCUUCAUUUUUGAUCGUGUCUUUCCGCCAUUGGUCGAAAAACAAUUCACCAAGGAGCACUUUUUGCCUAUAAUGUUCACGAUCAGAGGAGAUUCCGAUAUUCCCGAGUUUGAACUCAACCACCUGGACGGAUACCGUGGCAGUAAACCGGUGCGUAUCGGUAAUGCAGCAGCUUUCCAUACGCAGCUGGACAUAUACGGCGAAUUGAUGGACAGUAUUUACAUGUACAACAACCACGCAAAACCGAUUCAAUAUGACCAAUGGCUCGGAAUCCGCCGCAUGAUGAACUUUGUCAUCCAGGUUCGCGACGAGCCAGAUAUGUCUAUAUGGGAAGUGCGUGGCAAACCACAGCAUUUUCUCUAUUCCAAGAUGCUGCUCUGGGUAGCACUUGAUCGCGGAGUACGCUUGGCCGAAAAACAUUCUACCCUGCCCUGCCCAGACAAGCAGCAAUGGAUCCGGGUUCGUGACGAAUUGUACGAUGAGAUCAUGGAUAAGGGCUAUAACAAAGAGAAAGGAUUCUUUGCGCAGAGCUAUGAGAAUACUGAAGUCGUCGAUGCGGCACUUAUGAUUGCCCCCUUGGUGCUGUUUGUUGAGCCUAAUGAUCGUCGUUUCUUGAGCACUUUGGACAAAGUGCUAGAACCGCCGGAGAAGUCGGGCUUGACUAGUGCAAGCAUGGUGUUCCGGUAUGACCACGAAAAGGCUCAAGACGGUGUCGGAGGACGCGAAGGCGCCUUUAUAAUGAUUACCUUCUGGGCUAUAGAAUCCAUGUUCCGGGCAUGCAAAUACACCGACACCCUCCCCAACGGCGACGACAUCCGCCGCAAGGCCAUAGCCAGUUUCGACAACGUCCUCUCCUUUGCUAAUCAUUUGGGAAUCUUCUCCGAAGAAGUGGCAAUCAGUGGCGAGGCGAUGGGUAAUGUGCCUCAGGCCUUUAGUCAUUUGUCGUGCAUUAGUGCGGCAAUGAAUUUGCCAGAUUACCGUAAUUGA